AUGACAACGCGAGAAGAAAGAGAAGGCGACGACAGCUACGAAGACAGCAAUGAUGUCGCCCCGAUUCCCACGACUCCAGUAGACGACUCAUACGUUACAACCGAAACCGAUGCCCGACUACCAGUGCAAAAGGACGGCGUGGACUAUGACGAUCCAGUACAGCCACCCUACUCAAACUCGGAUGAGCAAUUAGCCGAUGAUGAGAAUGAAGCAAUAGAUAAGGCCAAUAUGUUACCGGGAGACCGACUGCGGCAUGCUCGUCCGCGCGGAAAUUAUAGUGAAGGUGCAAAUGAGGAUGAGUUGCCUCAGGCUGUCCGGGAAGGGAAUUUAGGACGGUCAGCCACGCUAAAGGCAGUUGAAUAG
Molecule: messenger RNA, 363 nt
Organism: Talaromyces proteolyticus
Lineage: Eukaryota; Fungi; Ascomycota; Eurotiomycetes; Eurotiales; Trichocomaceae
Exons: 2
Coding region: 1-363 (120 amino acids)
Source: RefSeq, a predicted model, not a curated record